Molecule: messenger RNA, 1173 nt
Organism: Nicotiana tabacum (common tobacco)
Lineage: Eukaryota; Viridiplantae; Streptophyta; Magnoliopsida; Solanales; Solanaceae
Source: RefSeq, a predicted model, not a curated record
AGAUUGUUCAUUUGGAAGAUAGAGCAUACCUGACAUGCAGUUUCUCCUUUCUGUGUAGAACACAAUGAUAGAUGAGCGUGGAUCUUUUGCUGUGACGAGUCCCAUGCCAGGUCCACUGGCAAAUCUACUCAAGUCCAUCAAGAAACUACCAGCUCGGGUUGCUCUGAUGGGUGAAGUUCUGCCUCUUAAAGAUGAAAAGGCUAAAUUUGCUAGAGAGAGCCUUAAGGAAGUCAUAUCAUCUGAAAGGAGCAUGAUAGAGAAAUUCUCUUACACCGUUUUGGGUAUAUUGAGUUCAUCUUCCCUUGGUGUUACAUGCCGAGGUGACAAUCUCCAGGAAUUAUUUGAUGCGGACAAAGGAUAUGUUGUGUUCAAGUUCAAUCCAAGCUCAUGCAUGUAUAUUGAUAGUACUGGAGGGACUCAUGAAGUAGGUCUUGAGGAGGUCCAAGCAACAAAGCCUGAUCCUUUAUCAUCAUAUACUAUGAGCCUAAUUGAUGGAAUUAAUCAAAGUGAGGCGAGGCGUAGAGCUCUAAUUCUCUUCUGCAUCACACACUUGAGUAAGAAUGCAAAGGAUGCCUAUCUGCUUUCUAUAGAUCAGAAAGGAUUUGAUGUGCUAGGAAAAGUUUUAGGUCCAGUGAGGAGCGAUGGUUCUCGUGAAUAUCAGUGGAGGGAGUUCAGAAUUCCAUUGAGAGAAGAGGCACACAGUGUUGAAAUAUUCUGCCGUCAGCUUGUUGAAAUGGAGGAGAAAGCGCUCAAGAGCUUCUCUAACUUUACUGGCCUAUAAAUAAGGGUAGAAUCAGCUUGUAUCGGCAUCACCUGACUGGUGUGAAGAAAAAGCAAGCAGUAAUGAUAGGCAAGCCCCAGAGGGAACAACUGCAACCUGGGUUACUUUUGACAGAGAAGGGGGAACUGCGAUGGAGGGCCCUAGCAAGGAACAGAAAGAUGCAUUGCAUUUUAUUGCAGAAGAGUGAGCUCUUGUGAGUUGGGCUGUGUGCAUGUCCGUUCUUUUAACCUAAGCUUCUGAAAUUUUGUAAUCAUAAAAUAUAACCUUAGCUAAGACAUUACACCCAAGUUUGAGGAACGUGAUUCAUUUCGUUGUGAUGUAGACUGCAAAAAGCUCAUCGUUGGUACGAGUUUGCAUAGCCUUACGUAUACGCAAAGAAACGUGUUUCAUUA